Lampris incognitus (smalleye Pacific opah) is the source of this 1234-nucleotide messenger RNA. RefSeq names its product homeobox protein MSX-2-like. The record is from RefSeq and is a predicted model, not a curated record. The transcript is spliced from 2 exons. NCBI's taxonomy places the organism in Eukaryota, Metazoa, Chordata, Actinopteri, Lampriformes, Lampridae. Gene Ontology annotation, molecular function: RNA polymerase II transcription regulatory region sequence-specific DNA binding; DNA-binding transcription factor activity, RNA polymerase II-specific. Bases 88 to 852 code for a protein of 254 amino acids. Gene Ontology annotation, biological process: embryonic morphogenesis; regulation of transcription by RNA polymerase II. Gene Ontology annotation, cellular component: nucleus.
CAGACAUCCAUCGCAUAUGUUUGCAGUCCGUCACAAAUGUCCUUUCUCGGCUGGCGUUAGAUUUCGAUCCCGGGCGAACAUAUCGGCAUGACUUCUGCAGCAUCGAGAGGCGUCUUUCCCCCAGACGAGGAUGCGCAGCCGCAGUGCAGGAAGAGGCGCGCGACGCAGGUGUCUCUCUUACCUUUCAGCGUGGAGGCGCUCAUGUCCGACAGGAAGAGGCCACGCGCGGACGGAGCCGAUAACGCCGCUGCGAAGGAGAGUUUCUACUCCAAUAGAAAACAGUCUCCCGCUCCGACCGGGUUCCCACGUGAAUCUGUACCUGCCAAAGCGGUCAAGUCCGAGCCGUGUGAAUUGGGGGACUGCGCGGCUUGGAUGUCCGGUGUCAAACUGUCCACAGCGAGCCGGCAGCUUAGCCCAACAGUCUGCUCUUUGAGGAAACACAAGACCAACCGUAAGCCUCGCACUCCCUUCACCACCCCCCAACUCCUGGCUCUGGAGAGGAAGUUUCGUCAGAAGCAGUACCUGUCCAUUGCCGAGCGGGCUGAGUUUUCCUCCUCGCUGGCUCUGUCUGAGACCCAGGUGAAGAUCUGGUUUCAGAACCGAAGGGCCAAGGCCAAGAGGCUCCAGGAGGCCGAGGUGGAGAAGCUUAAAAUGGCUGCUGCUGUAGGCACCAAACCGGUGUUCCACCCAGGCUUGUCGUCCAUGCUGUUUCCUCUCAGUGUUAACCUGCAGGUGGGGUCAUCACUGCUCUACGGACAGGGCUACCCAUACAGCCGCAGCUCCGCUCUGCCUGCUGCACAUCUGGCCAUGUACCCCUCGCCAGCUGGCUACAGUCUUUUCCCCCUCUCAUGAAAGGAACUAGCUUAAUAUGGAAGGAGGCUGGGGAUGCAUAAGAGGUGCAUGUAAAUUUGGAGGACAUUUGCAAUUUCAUUAAAUAAUGCACCUUAUGAAACAUCUGAUUCCUGCUUGUCUGUGAAAGACCUGACAUGGAUUUGAAUCUUUGUGAAUUGGUCUUCCGUCAACAGAAUCUCUAAAAUGUGUUUUUAUUUUGUGCACAAUGUACUAUGUACAAAGCAGCAAGGCUCUAUAGAAGGACAGUGAUACAGCUGUCCCGAUGGACUUUCUCUCUGCCACGGCGGUCUCAACGCUGUGGGCCCCUCACAGAGGCUGACUGGAGUACCGAUUUGGACAUUUUUUAUCUGGUUACUUUCGCAAAUGCCAACGUACAUUUAUG